UCCUUAAAUGAAGCUGGUAUACUUUAUUUAUCACAAUUUUCUUUAGCCAAUUUUGGUCUUUAAAGCAGAGCCGACAGACAAGUUCCUCACCUUAUACCUACAUAAAUCCAAUAGUCUAUGUCUGGGUCAUGUACAUUUCUUUACCUUUAUCUAAUUUCUGUAAUCGUUUUCUUUUAAAAAGGCAAAUCUGUAAGGAGUUCACCGAUCUGCUGACUCAGGACCGCUCACCUCUGGGGAACUCGCGGCCGGCACCCAUCCUCGAUCAGGGAAUCCAGAGCUGCCUGACCCACUUCAGCCUCAUCACCCACGGAUUCGGCUCGCCCGCCAUCUGCGCCGCCAUGACCUCCCUCCAGAACUACCUAAACGAGGCCCUCAAACCGGUGGACAAAAUGUACCUGAGCUCUGGCAGCGACACGCAUGGCUCCUCCGACAACGGUAGCAAAGCCUCCGACAAAAUGGAGAAGCACAGGAAAUAAGGAAAUGCUCUCACAUUGGACUGUAUAGCCCCCCCUUUCCCCUUUGGACUACUUUGACGUCCUAUUUAGUAGCGAAAUUGUCGAUAUGAUUCUGAUUCUAGAUCAUUUUGUGUUUUCACACAGUUGAAUUUACAAUUUCCUGUGCUUAUGGCCUGUGCUCUUUUACGAGUAGAGCUUUUCAAAAGACUUGUCACUGCUUUUGCGUUGUUACUACCAAUGGCUGGUUUCAAUGCGAGAUCGACCUACCUUGGUGCCUACUGUAAUAGUAGGUGCCUAAGCUGCUUACAGCCAAAGGGCCUAGACGCUGUUGACAUGGGGAAAGGAACAGAAAACAGACUUUAUUGUUUCCCUAUAGG
Molecule: messenger RNA, 832 nt
Organism: Salmo salar (Atlantic salmon)
Lineage: Eukaryota; Metazoa; Chordata; Actinopteri; Salmoniformes; Salmonidae
Source: RefSeq, a predicted model, not a curated record